Molecule: messenger RNA, 852 nt
Organism: Corticium candelabrum
Lineage: Eukaryota; Metazoa; Porifera; Homoscleromorpha; Homosclerophorida; Plakinidae
Product: TNF receptor-associated factor 5-like
Exons: 4
Coding region: 1-852 (283 amino acids)
Biological process (GO): tumor necrosis factor-mediated signaling pathway; protein K63-linked ubiquitination
Molecular function (GO): zinc ion binding
Source: RefSeq, a predicted model, not a curated record
AUGGCUGUUUACCAUGAAGGUGGAUUUGAUGCUCACUUGGUUGAACCUGUCAAUGAUCGAUGCACAUGCCCCAUUUGCAACUUGGCAGCACGAGAACCAAUGCUGACCAAGUGUAGUCACCAAUUUUGCCAGGAGUACUUGAGGCACCGGCGUAGUGUGGCCCUCAAGAAGGACCUGAAGAAAUCGCAAAAUGUUCCUAGACAACAUGACGAAACCUGGCAAGGUGAACUAAGACAGCGUGAUGAACACAACCAGGAAUGUGGCUAUGUAGUUGAAGUGUGCAGCAAUGAUUGUGGAGAAUUGGUAAUGAGAAAGGACAUGGACUAUCACAAGGAGAGUAGUUGCAGUCGAAGAAUUGUGGGUUGUUACUACUGUGAUACACAGCUGGAAUAUGGACAGUUAACUGUUCACUAUAAGAUGUGUGAUAGUUACCCUGUUGACUGUCCUUAUGAGUGUGGAACGCAGGUUGCUAGGAAGGACGUGGAAAUGCACAUCAGCAGAGAGGGUGUAUGCCCCACCAGUCCUCUACAGUGUGAUUUUGCAUCAGCGGGAUGCCAUUUGGCUAUGCAAACAGUGAGCAAUGUACAAGAGAUAUUGGCAAGUGCUGAAGAGAAGCAAGAACGAAUGGAGACGAUGUUGUCAGUUGCUGACGAUGAGUUAUUCGGUGUUAAGGAAAAGCUGCAACAGACAGAAAGUUUACUGUUGGCAGCAAACUAUGGGUCAUUUAUCAAAAGUUUGGGUGUUGAGUGCAUGGACCAUAAACAGUCAGUGGAGUAUGUGAGCACUUUACUGGAUAAACUGAUGCAAAUUUUAUUUGAAAUGGGUGGCACUUUGUAUACCUGUGGAAGAUAA